AUGCCGACGCCACUUGUACUGAGGCCGGCUAUGUCCACUUCACCCAUGGAAACUCUCACCACGGCUCAACUCAACGCUCUACACGGAGUCCGCGUCGGCGACAUUAUCCUCGUUGAACCCGAGUCACCUCGGGCAGCAUCAUGUCUCGUCCUUGUUUAUACCAUCGCCAGCAACCACCGGCACUCUUUCAGUGUAGCAGUGAAGGGCAUAUAUGAGAUCAACCCUGCCAACCUCUUUGAUUGUCAACGUUACGGAGCUUGGAACCUCGACUGCAUGACCCUUGACUGGCACGGGAUGCCUCUGGAGGCUAUGCUCUCGCCGACGGAUAGCCUCACACUGAAUCCGACMAUUGAAACGCUGACGAUGAGAUACUUCGGCGGCAUUUGUCUCUAUCAGAAUUGUGUGGCUGGGUUGGUCCGCAAGAGCCCAGURACGGUGAACGAUGUCCACUUUCGAGAAACAGAAAGCAGAGCUGGGCGAGAAGUGUGGACGCUCUGUCCAUUCUGCAUGGGGUCGGACUUUCAACAGAAGCAUGAGUGUCUGGUCACUUGCUCCUACCUGGACAGGUACACGGAGAGUGUCAUGCGAGCCCAUCUUCAAGCCAUAAAUGCUAAGCGUGUGGAAAGGAACUAUGCACCUCUACCGCACGACGUGGAUCUGGUGGUGUUGGGUGGUCUGCAAACGCUUUCUGCUGGUUACCAGAGCAGACGAUCCUCGCCAACUCCCGAGCACACUUCAAGACCAGUCCGGAGACAUCCAGUUCCCGAGCCGAUUCAGACCAGACACUCCUCGAGGAGGGCUUUGCAAUGGGCCGGGGGACCCAGACUCUCGUCCCACUCGUUGAGGUGGUUCCAAAUCGCGCAGGAGAGGGUCGCGAAUGACAUAUGCGGACUGUGCCAACAAGACUACGUCGAGGGGGAAAGGAUUGUUGAUCUCAGAUGCGAGCACUUCUACCAUGAGAGAUGUUUGGAGGAGUACUUUCAAGCUCAGAGGUAUGAUCGGAAGCCUGAGGCGUGUCCUUUGUGCCGGCGGCCGGUCAGCAGUUGA
Messenger RNA from Ramularia collo-cygni, 1047 nucleotides. RefSeq lists its product as uncharacterized. Lineage: Eukaryota; Fungi; Ascomycota; Dothideomycetes; Mycosphaerellales; Mycosphaerellaceae. Bases 1 to 1047 code for a protein of 348 amino acids. The transcript has 2 exons. The record is from RefSeq and is a predicted model, not a curated record.